GGUCGACAUUUAGCAGGGAUUUUUCCAAGAUGCAAAUGGAGUUAUGAAAAACUACCUGUAUAAUUUGGAGCGUCACUGAGAGUUGAAUGAUAGUCCAGAAAUCCCCAUAUGCAUUUGGAGCUGUGAUUAAGUAAUGGAAGUGGACGGGAAAAAGUACGAAUGUUGACAUCAUGUGCAGAUUGUUUACUUUCCAUUGAUUGUGGUUUCGUUAUUUACGUUUCCACUUUUGCAAAAUUUGGUUGGGUGCUUGCCUCUGCUCUAUGACUAGCCUAGCAGCCCAAAAUCAGGGUCAGCAAAGAGACCAUAAGUAUAAUCAGGGGGUAAUCAAGCAGUAUAAUGCCAAGCUCAAACCGUGAUGUGGUCCAGGAGCUACAGGAGAUCCUGCGGCAGUGGGAGGAGGACCAGUCUGUGCCCACCAGAGACCCCACACCACACCUGAUCAAGCUUUGUGAGCUCUUUGAAAGAGAGACUGUCAACUUUCUAAAGAAGGAUCCAGACCCAUUUGAUGAUCGGCAUCCUGUCACUUCAGAACCAGAAUGUGCAUUAGGGCUGAUUUUGCGUGCACUUUUUAAAAAGGAUAACUUUGUGACAAAGCUGGUUAACAACUAUCUACGCGACAACUACUUCACAAGUUUGGGAUUGAGUCAAGACUCACAAGAUCUCAACACUGGAGCUUGUAGGCUACUUCUAGACUUACUGUAUGGCCUUGAUAUUCCUCAGGUAUUUAAUGAAUCCGAAACAACAGUCAUGCGGCUCUUCUCUUGGGCUGAGAAGGGGCCAGAACCACUGCGAACUUAUGCAAUUGGUCUCCUUGCUGCAGCUAUGGAUAUCCCAGAGAUUGCAGCAUCUUUUAGGGAUCACAAUGCUCACCUAGUACCAAUAAUGUUACAGAGGUUGUGGGAACUUAAAGAUGAAGGAGGAGGUGCAGAGGAUGAUAAGGGUUCAGGGUCAAAGGUUCCUGAUAGACCUUUUGCCCACCUUAACAAUGAGUCCAUCAGUGCCCGGUCAAUGGUCAAUGGGGAAGACCCUGAGAGCAAGGAACAUGAGGAGGGGUCCAACCCAAAGAAGAUGAAGGUUUCUCAUUCAUCCUCAUCUCCAGCCAAAAAUAGUAAUACGAGUGCAACAUUCAAUAUUUUUGGGUCUCCAAAGGCAUCACGUGAAAAUUUUGAUCCUGUACUUAAUUCAGACUGUUCCAAUUCGUCCUGGGCAGAAAUGAGUAGCUACAUAGUAGGAACAUAUCAGAUGUUUCCCAUGACAAGGGAUACACAGCAAAUAUUUAUCCUUAAAUAUUUAAGACCUAUAGGGGAAUAUCAAGAGUCUUUAGGCCACGUUUAUGAACACAAUGCAUUAGAAUUAAUCUUUCACUACAUCAACGUCAGACGAACCUGUAAUGCACGCCUCUCUUUUGAGGCCUUACGGUUUCUUGGUUCCCUUCUCUUUCAUAAGAAGUUCUGUUUAGAAUUUGUGAAUAUGGGUGGAAUGCAGAAACUUCUUCAGGUUCCCCGUCCAUCUUUGCCAGCAGAUGGCGUUGCCCUCUGCCUGUGGUAUUUAGCUUACUGUGAGGAAGCCGUAGAAAGAAUAUGCCUUUUGCCUGAUCAUGUAUUAGGUGAAUUGAUUCGCUAUUCACUGUGGCUUUUAGAGUGUUCACAUCAGUCAUCCAGAACUCAUGCUGUGAUGUUCUUUGGAAUGGUCUUCCGAUUUAAGGCAAUAUUAGAAAAGUUUGAUGAGCAGGAUGGCCUCCGCAAGGUUUUGAAUAUGCUUUCCACACUGUCAUUAUUCCAAGAUGUGUGGGAGCAAGACAUAUUAGAUGAACCUAAUGAGGUGAUGAUGUGGCAAACAGUGAAGCAAGUGUGUCUGAGUGUUAAGCACUACUUUGAGGCUCAUUUAGCACUCAAAGUCCAGCACCUGCACAGGAUGACUAUCAGAGAACAUGGAACAGCACCUCAGCAUGCCACUCCAUCUUACAAGGCUGUAAAUGUGACACCAGAAAUGAUUGAGAGGAAUGUCGAACAUCUCCUGGAAUACCUUCCGUACCGAGCCCGCUGGAAACCUGUUGAGCAAUUUGUUUCAUUGAAGGGCCUGCAACUCUUUUUACAGCUAGUUGCAAUGGUUUUGAACGAAUCAUACAGUCCCAACCGAACUGAGACUGCAGUGUUUGCCCUUGACACACUCUAUGUGUGCAGUGUGAUGCCAACUAUCCAGGCAGCGCUGUGUGACAAACUGACCAUACCUGCUGGUGAUGACCUUCUACAGACACUUGACCCACAGGAAGUGCCAGGUUAUGCCAUCCUAGUUGCUUGCAUCCAUGAGAAUGCUCAGUCAAUGACUACAUCACCAGAGGUGCAGAAAGCUGCUCUGAAUGUUCUGAUAAACUGCCUUUGUGCACCUAUCCAUAGGCCUGGAAACAGUUUAGUAAGAUAUGGCACUGCCACUACUCCUGGAAGUAGUAAAAAGAAAGCUGCCUUUGGCGAGGAUGUCAUUAAUAAGUCUUGGGAUUGUGUGAGGACCAGCAAUGGAAUCAUGUACUUGUUAAAUGUUUUGCAUAAGAAGAUGCCAAUCACAGAUGCAGAUUGCAUAAGAGGCCUUGCUUGUCGAGCUUUAGUUGGACUUUCUAGAAAUGACACAGCACGUCAGAUCAUGAGCAAACUACCUAUCUUCACAUCUGGACAGUUGCAGUUGUUGAUGAAGGAACCAAUUUUACAAGACAAACGAAUGGAGCAUGUAAAAUUCCAACGACAUGCACUAGAACUCAUUAAGGCUGUCUCAGGCCAUGCCAAGCAUGAAGGUGAUGCUUCAGCAGAUGUGUCUAUGCAGAGUAUACAUAGGGCUGAUGUUGUGGCACAAACAAGAAUCAACUACAAUAAGAAGCAGUUACUGCAGCUGAUCCAGGCCCAUUUAGUUAAUGAGGGGUAUGAAUCUGUAGCAGCUGCACUGCAGCAAGCAGCUCAUCUUCCCGCUAUACCAACCAUCAUAGCCCACACACCCAUGGGCCCUCCUUCUAGAAACAUGGUCACACCACCGCCAUCAGCUAGAGCGCAUCGGUUGUUAGGGAGUGGUCCAACAAGGCAUCUUUUCAAUUCAUCUCUGUGUAAAAAUGCCUCAGCUGCUAGUAGCUCAGCCUCAGUGGGAAUAGCACCUCCCACAACCCCUUCUCCUCCACCUGUGGCCAGUCCAUCUAAUGUUGCCAAUGCAUCUAGUCCAAUACCAUUACACAUUAAGAUUAACAGGCCAAGCAAGAGGGACAGUAAAAUUGCCAACUCAACAGCCGCUUCUGCCAAUAGUAUAUGUCACUUCAGCAAAAGUGAAAUGCCUUCUGUACCAAAUAGUCAAAAUAGUAUCAGUCUAACAAGUAAUCCUCUAGCUUCCCCAAUAGUGAUGAACACUGGGUUGUCAAAUGAACCUACCAUAACCCUAGACAGAAUUGUCACUGAGUAUCUGAUGAACCAGCAUGCACUUUGCAAGAAUCCAGUUGUUACAUGUCCAACCUUCGACCUGUUUCAGCCACAUAGAUGUCCAGAACCCAGAUCUUUGCGUGCUCCACCAACCAAUUUCACAAUGCGUUAUGCCAAAAGACCAUAUAAUGUACCAUUCACCGGCUUGGAAGGUUCAUCAAAUAACCGCAAAUUCAUCUACAGUAGAUAUCGACCCACACAGACUUUUAGGCCAAGUGAAGAUGAUGACAUCUUUUUAUGCUGCGAGUUUUCUCCGGAUGACCAGUUUAUCAUUGUUGGAACAACUCGAGGAGAAGUCAGAUUAUUUAGUAAAAGUGGAAAUGAGGAAGGAGUGUACACAGUUCAUCAGGGUGCAGUUUCAAGUCUGGUUCAGCAUGGCACAGGGUCAAUGCUCUUAACAUCAUGUACAGCAGUCCAUGAGACAUCCCUUUGGAGCAUCAAUGACCUCUUCGACCUGAAAUAUACACUAUAUGAGUGCCACCACGCAGAUUUUAGUAAUGCUCAAGACAAGAUAAUUGGGACCAAUGACCAGACAGCAAGGCUAUUUGAUCUGAAUACCAGUCAGGUGGUGUGCGAAUUCACCCCAAAACUAUCAAACCAUUAUCGUUACAACAAGGCUGUGUUAGAUCCCUCUGAUGACUUGGUACUCACUGAUGGUGUGCUGUUUGAUGUUCGUAGUGGCAAGCAGGUCCACAAAUUUGACAAAAUCAACCCAAUUCUCAAUGGCGUCUUCCAUCGCAAUGGGCUGGAGAUCAUCAGCUCUUCUGAGAUUUGGGACUUGAGAACGUUCCACCUGUUGAGGACAGUCCCAGUGCUAAAUCUGUGUGAUGUUGUCUUUAACCACACCAGGGAUGUCAUCUUUGGCAUCACCGUUGGGGACCUCUUGGAUGAGUCUCAGGAAAAUGUCUUUGAAACUUCAUUUAAGACUGUUGAUGCUGCAGAUUAUUCUAGUAUUGCAACCGUUGAUGUUCGUCGUGUUGUGACAUCUAUAGCCAUAAAUCAGAAUGACACACAGGUGGCUGUGGUUGAAACGGAGAGUGGAGCAGAUGACCUCACUGAAGAUGCUGUUGUAAGAUUGUAUGAAAUUGGUAUGACAAGACAAGAAGACGAUGAACUGCAUGACGAAGAUGAUGAGGAAGAAGACCUUGGCAGUGAGGAAGAGGAUUCUGAUGAAAGUGAUGAUGAUCAAGAACCAAAUUCCCAGGAUGGGGAUGGUGAAGCAGCUCAAGCAGAUGAGGGAGAAAAUGAAGACGAGGAUGUGUCAAGCAAUGCCUCAGAGCUGAGCAUUCACUCUCUCGAGGAUGGCUUUGAGGAUUCAGACUCAUCAGACACGGUUUUUUUCGAGUUGAAUGGUGACGGCAAUCCCUCAGACCCUUCGAAUGCAUCACUUCAUGCCUGGUUACAGGAAAAUGAUGACGAAGAGGAAGAUGCCGAAGAUGAGGACUAUGAGCCAUCUGACUAAGUUAAGAUUGCUUGGGAUUGUGAAUUAAAAAUUAAAACUUUCGUCACUUAUA
Messenger RNA from Penaeus chinensis, 4966 nucleotides. It is a transcript of the gene mahj, whose product is annotated as DDB1- and CUL4-associated factor 1-like. Gene Ontology annotation, molecular function: protein binding. The record is from RefSeq and is a predicted model, not a curated record. Gene Ontology annotation, cellular component: nucleus; Cul4-RING E3 ubiquitin ligase complex. Lineage: Eukaryota; Metazoa; Arthropoda; Malacostraca; Decapoda; Penaeidae. Bases 337 to 4914 code for a protein of 1525 amino acids. Gene Ontology annotation, biological process: protein ubiquitination. The transcript has 26 exons.